UUUUCACGUAUAGGCCUAAUUGAGGAUCAUACCAAAGGAUUUUAAGCUAAAUGUUGACCAUAGUAAUUCUAUUUUACUUACUUUACUGUGUCUCUGCAAAUUCAACCAGUGAAAAAUAUGGCUUUCCAGACCUCGUUUAAGUCAGACAGAGGGAUGAGGGAGACUAGCAGCUAUGAAUUUUUGCCUCCUCACAUGUCUGAGGAUCCUCAAGAGCUGAGAAUUGUUCUUCUGGGGAGGAAUGACAGAGUGAAGAGCUUUGUGGGAAACUUACUCCUGGGAAGGAAGGAGUUUGACCUCAACUAUCGACACCAGACUGAAGGAGCCUGGGGUCUGGUUCUGGAAAGACGCUUCUCUGUGGUCAUCACUCCAGACCUGUUAGACCCAGAUAUCUCUCAUGAUAAACUGUCAGAAGAACUGCAGCAGUGUGUGACUCUGUCUGCACCUGGACCUCAUGUGCUCCUCCUGGUGGUGACACCUGAAGAGUUCACUGAAGAUGAGAGGAACAGAAUCAGAAACAUUCUUGACUGUUUUAGUGAAAAGUCCUGUGACUACUCAAUGGUGGUAGUUAAAGCUGAACCAAACAGAAGACGAGUCAUGGGCACCUGUAUGAAUAUAAAUCCCCAGGUACAGCAACUGAUAGGAGAAUGUAAACAUAGGUACUUGGAGAUCAAAUACCCUGUUGAUCGCAUUAAACUUGUAUCAUGUAUAGACAUGAUUGUGUCAAAGAACAGAGGAGCACACCUCACCUGUGAGCUGAAUGAAGAGUCUACAGGAGGAGCAACAACAGAGAGAGGAGCAGAAGCAAAAGAGAGGGGUUGGAGGAAUAUGAGAGCAUGGAGUGCAUAUGAAAAGGGAGAGCCGCAGACCUUACAGGACAUCUACAGCUCAAGGAUGAAUGACUUUUUCAUGAUGCAGCAUACGACGGAUUUCAAGGAACAAGGAAACAGGAAAAAAGAAGAUCUACAAAGUCAGAAGAGAGUGCAAUUAUGUAGGGAUAGUUGCCAAAAGUCUGAUACCCCUGAAUUACUGAAUUCUGUAGACAGAAUGACAUUACAGAGGAAGGAUGAUUGCUUCACAUCCAUCACGAGCCUCCAAAGUCAGCUAUCCCAGUGCUUCAGUGAAAUACAGGAGAUGAGGACUUCUAUGAAGAUCAACAAAGUAUUAGGUGGAGUGGAAGGCGAGGACAGUGUCAGGAUUGUGCUCCUGGGAAGGACUGGUACUGGUAAGAGUGCAACAGGAAACAGUAUCCUGGGAAAGAAAGUGUUUGAUGAGGAUGUCAGCUUUGGAUCUGUCACCUCUGUCUGUCAGAAAGAGACAGCUCAUGUUAAUGGAAGACGCAUAACUGUGGUAGACACUCCAGGACUGUUUGACACAGAGAGAGAUAUUCUGGAUAUUGAAACAGAGAUAGCUAAAUGUAUCACUAUUUCUGCACCUGGGCCCCAUGUCUUUCUCUUGGUUCUGAGUAUCGGAAAUCGCUUCACUCCUGAGGAAAAAGUCGCAGUAAACAUGAUCCAAGAAAUGUUUGGAGACAAGGCAUCAACUCACACUAUAGUUCUGUUUACUAGAGGCGAUGACCUGGAAGGACGAAGCAUUGAAGACUUUGUAGAAAGAGCAAAAGAAAUACAACCAUUGAUUCAAAAAUGUGGUAAGAGAUACCAUUCAUUCAACAACAAAGAAAAAACUGACCACAACCAGGUCACUGAACUCCUAAGGAAGAUAGAUGCCAUGGUGCAAGUGAAUGGAGGAGGCUGCUACACCAAUGGGAUGUUCCAGCAGGCAGAGCAGGUCCUGAAGAAUGAAAAAGAGAGGAUCCUUGAGGAAAAAAAGGAUCAAACAGAAAAAGAAAAUGAAGACUUGAUGAUCAAAUAUCAUUCAAAGUUAGAAGAAGUCAAAAACAAAGAUCAGUUAUAUAAAAAGAAAAGAGGCAAUGAGUUCAAAGAACAAGAAAAUAAAAUUAUGCAGCUGAGAGAUGAUUCUGUGAAGAGAAAAGAACUGCAAAAGCUCAAGCAACAGAAAGAAAAUUAUGAAAGUAAACUACUAGUAAAAAAUGAAGAGCUGCGGUCGCACAUUGAUUGUUUAAAGAUGCAACAUGAACAUGAGAAGAAAGAUCUGAAGAUUAAGACUGAGAGAGAAGCCAGACAGCAAGCAGAAAAGGAAUCAUCUGAAGCGCUAGAGCAUAUUAAAGCAAAAAUGAGAAAAAAGGAUGCUCAGAUCAAUGCCCUAUCUAAAUCUCAACAAUCACACUCAGUAAGGUUGGCAGAUAAAUAUGGGCGCUGCGCCCCCAUGAAGAGCAUCUCCAGCAGCCUGAAGGAGACCAUGAACCCGGGGGACAUGGUCCAGGACGCCAUCCAUAACUUCUCUCCAGCCUACCAGCAGUACACCCAGCAGUCCACCCUGGAGCAGCGCGGCGGCCCGGCGCUCUCCCGCAGCCACAGCACCCUCAGCACGCGCGGAGACACAGAGAAGACCCUGCUGCUCAGCUCCGACGACGAGUUCUAG
Hypomesus transpacificus is the source of this 2499-nucleotide messenger RNA. RefSeq lists its product as uncharacterized. The coding region runs from base 118 to 2499 and encodes 793 amino acids. Gene Ontology annotation, molecular function: GTP binding. The transcript is spliced from 6 exons. The record is from RefSeq and is a predicted model, not a curated record. Lineage: Eukaryota; Metazoa; Chordata; Actinopteri; Osmeriformes; Osmeridae.